AUGUCAAUAAAAAUUGUUAGCGGGGGACAAACUGGCGUUGAUCGAUCUGCUCUGGACGUGGCUAUCGAAUUGAAUUAUAAGUAUGGUGGAUGGUGCCCUCGUGGCAGAAAGGCUGAAGAUGGAAUUAUUGAUUCUAUUAAAUAUGCAAAUCUAGAAGAAACAUCGUCAAAUCAUUAUCCACAACGAACAGAAUUCAAUGUACGAGAUUCAGAUGGAACUCUCAUUAUUAUAGUCGGAAACGAGGAUACAAUGGGUCGUGGUUCAAAAUUAACAGUAAAUAUGACGAAGAAAUACGAAAAACCUUUGUUGAUAAUCAAUCUGAACCAAGAUGACAAAAUUAAAAACGAAACUAAAGUAAUCGAAUGGCUUUCCAUGCACAAAAUUAAGAUAUUAAACAUUGCUGGACCACGAGAAGAAACAACGCCUGGCAUAUAUAAACAAGCAGAACAAUUUUUAAGAAAUACUUUUACUGAGACUUUCGAUGAAUGCACAACUAAAAGAAAUAUCGAUGAAAAUUAUCCAUCAUCACCAUCACCUUCUCCGAUGACAUCAAUAACUCAUUCAAAUCCUCGAGCCAUUAGUUCAACAUUGAUUAAUUCUCAAAGACAUUUAACUAAUCAUUCAACAUUAUUACCUUGUACAGUAUCAAAACGUUCACAAAAACUAAAUAAGAAUGAUGAUUUAUUAUCUAGGAAUUCACUUGUGCAGACAACAACACGUAAUAAUAAAAUUUCAAAUGGAAAUGAUGAUGAUUCAUCAUCGACAUAUAAACAAUAG
Molecule: messenger RNA, 777 nt
Organism: Rotaria sp. Silwood1
Lineage: Eukaryota; Metazoa; Rotifera; Eurotatoria; Philodinida; Philodinidae
Source: the annotation of a GenBank genome assembly